Molecule: messenger RNA, 3416 nt
Organism: Cydia fagiglandana
Lineage: Eukaryota; Metazoa; Arthropoda; Insecta; Lepidoptera; Tortricidae
Gene: Nca
Product: neurocalcin homolog
Exons: 5
Coding region: 266-838 (190 amino acids)
Molecular function (GO): calcium ion binding
Source: RefSeq, a predicted model, not a curated record
CAUCGAAUCAAUCGUGCAAAUAUGGCGUUACGAUUUUACAAAAUGCAGUGGGUGAUUAUUUUGUUAGACUGUCAUUUCUAAAUUUUUAUGAAAGACAUGUUCAUUGAUUAAAACUUUCGAAUAAAGUCAUAAUACAAAGUUAAGUUAUUGAGUGAAAUGUGAAUUUAUCGCAAUGUUGUUAUUUUCUAGGGGCCACGAGAUACCUAACUAGGAAGAGCACGAUUUUGAGAGUCAAAUCUACGUUCCAUAUUAAACAUAAAUUAAAAUGGGUAAACAAAAUAGCAAACUCAAACCUGAGGUUUUAGAAGAUCUGAAGCAAAAUACAGAAUUUUCAGAUGCAGAAAUACAGGAAUGGUACAAAGGCUUCUUGAAAGAUUGCCCCAGUGGACAUUUGUCCGUAGAAGAGUUUAAGAAAAUAUACGGGAAUUUCUUCCCAUAUGGUGAUGCUAGUAAGUUUGCAGAACAUGUGUUCCGAACGUUCGACGCGAACGGCGAUGGCACGAUAGAUUUCCGGGAGUUCUUAUGCGCACUCAGCGUCACUUCACGAGGCAAGCUCGAGCAAAAACUAAAAUGGGCCUUUUCCAUGUACGACCUGGACGGUAACGGAUACAUAUCGCGCCAGGAGAUGCUCGAGAUUGUAACUGCUAUUUACAAGAUGGUUGGCUCUGUGAUGAAGAUGCCAGAAGAUGAAUCUACGCCGGAGAAGAGGACGGACAAAAUAUUCCGUCAAAUGGAUCGAAAUAAAGACGGGAAACUGUCGCUGGAAGAGUUUAUAGAAGGCGCUAAGAGUGACCCCUCGAUCGUGCGCCUGCUGCAGUGCGACCCGCAGUCGCAGUGAGCCGCCCUCGAACCCCAUCAACAGACACGCUUUCGGCUCGUGCGCAUCUAUCCCAACUGUUACGAAUACCUAUACUAAAAUAACCCCAGUUAAAUUUGCUUGUAAGAGCUAGUGCGCGACGCAAAUCAUUAAGGCACAUACUUGGAUUUAUGUUCUAUUGAUUGCUCUUAUUUCACUAGGCAUCCAAUAACAUUUCUGAGUAAUUAACAUUAUUUAUUCUUCGCUAUGUAUUUAUACGUUUGUAUUUUAAAUAAAGACAUUAUAUUAAGGUACUGAAAGUGGAUCGAACAUCACCAGAAAAAAUAAUGAAUGCGGAUUAUAUUCGAAUACACUACUUAUAAUAGGGCUUAAAUCUCAACCAUAUUUUAUAUCUAGUCGCUGGUAUUACGACUAUCUCACCAUUCAAUCGAAUGCAAAACUCCUUAAACGUUCAUUGACAGUCAUCAUGAAGAUUAUCGGUCAAUUUGUUACUGGGAAUACCUACUAUCAGUAAACGGUGUCAGUUAGGAAAUAAGAAACUAUAACACUAAAAUACUAGAUUAAGUUUCUGCUUUGAUCGGUGUAUUAUGUGGUCGUAUCGUACUAAACUAUGUACGAGGGUACCUACUCUGCUUGAUGCAUGUAUGGGUUUGAGUACAAUUGGCGUCCUUUCCUUGUGUUCGCAGCUUUGAAGUCUUGCAUAUGUCUUACAAGACUGGCUCGAGUAAACGACGUUAUCCUUACACGUUAAAUAAGAAAUAAGACAUAAUCUUGAGACAAGCGCUGGCAUUAAAAUAAUGCUAAUAUACUUUGAAAUAAGCUGCAGAAUAAUUACGGCGCCGUCUAGUCCGUUCUAAUUACUCAAACUCCAAGUAUAGAUAAAGUGAGAAUAGUUACAUUUUAAAGUUUCGUGGCUUUGACAUAAUAGUAGGAUUGUGUUAAAGUUUUUUUCCUUUAAUCAAAGAGUUAUUGACUGUAAUAGAGAUUAGCUAAAGUAUAAGAAAAAAACGUGCCCCCAAGUCUGACAUCCGAAAGAGAUGGCGCUGCACAGUGCCAUAUGUUUUGUGGUCACUUUGAGUAUUGAGUAUUAGACUUUCUACCUCUAACACGGUCAAUGAAUCUUUGCUUACAUAUUACUUAUAUUUGAUGCAAUGUACUAUGAUACUUCGAUCGUGGUUUGCCUAAAAAUCACCCCUACUUACCAUUUUUUGCAUAAACCGUAAAAUCCAAUCCCGAAAAACUAUAAUUUAUGUAUACGUUGUAUUUAUUAUCGUUAUAUAAUCCUAGCAAAGACGGGAUAUGGACUGGAACUGACCAACCUAACUACCUGGGCAAUACAAUACUUACUAUCUUCUGUUUAUUUUCUGAAAUAGGUAUCUAGUGGUGCUACGAGAUUGUUCUCGAGUUUCUGACGUUAAGUUAACUACGAUCAAAUUUAACAUUACUUGCUAAGCUAAUUUUGGAAAGACUGUGGGUUUAUUGCACAAUAUGAAGACAAUUUACGCAUCAAACGAUACUGACAAAUAUACCUAAUAUAAUUAUUAUUUAAUUCGUAGUUAUUUACAACAUAUUUAUGCUGAUCUAUUUGUGUAGCUAUGAUUAAGAUUUUAGUUGUAUUGAUUGAGAAUUCGAAAAAAAUGUGUAGCUUUGAGUCAGCCUAAGUAUUACUAUUCUAUUAUUUUACUACGAAAUGAUCUGUAGACGCGUUUCACAUAGUGUUUUAUAUUAUUUUUAAUGAACUGUUAUGGCGAAAAGUCGCCUUUAAAAUAAUGAAAUAAAUUUAGAUGUUUAUGAACAAAGUUAUGUCAUCCAGAUAUAACUCGCUUGAUAACGAUUUAUGGUAUUACCAGAAUUAUUGUCACUGAGACGGCGGGGACCGUGGAAAAUUGAAUACGAAUAGGAUUUGUUUGGUCUGCGGACAUGCGCUGCCACUACUAAUCUCCAUAUCCAUUCGGCUUGCUGAGCUUUGACUGACCUAAUUCCAUUAGUCAGGUAGGCGUUGUUUAUAUCUGGUGAAUCUGUAGCUAAAUGUGUAUUUAUAAUUCGUUUAUAUUAAUAUGCUAAGAUUUCUCCUUAUGAUUAUAUUGUACACAAUGAAUGACAUUUAUUAAUGUGGAGUUAGGUAAAUAAAUUCCUUAUAAAUAUGAAACAUUUAUAUCAUAGUUUCUCGUUCCUCUGCGUGACUUUAUUUCCAUUCGUUUAUUGUGUGCUUACGUGUUAUUAUAAAAUGUGUUGUCCGUUAGAGAUUCAUUCGCGCUGUUAUUACAUUUACCUUUCUAAAUACCUAUAAAUUCCGAUCAGGGUUAGCGGCUAUUUGUGAUAUAGUUUUGUUUUACUUUGGAUUUAAUUGUAGACAAAAGCGCAAGCGAGCCAGUGACGCCACGUUUGGACUGCUCACCUCGUUUAAAUAAGGUGCUAAGGCUCCUUUUACAGGAAAAGGGGAUUUAAAGUACGCCUAUUGCUCUGCUGCACGUGUGUUUCCUUGUUUUUAUUUAUAUUAGCUACUUGUAGUCGUCUCUGAAUCUCUGUUGUGACCACAUACUUACACUUUCGAUACAUUUAAAAAACUUAUACCAUUAAAGUAUGUACACAGUCUUAA